AUGGGUUCUAUGCGACCGUCCGGACGAUUUCUAUCGUUUACGAAUAACGUCCAAAGGACGCAAAAACAGCCAGUUCCAAGCAAUUUUGCUCAAAGCUUUUCUGGCAGUGAAACAGAUGUUUCUACAUCAAAUGAAAAUUUGUCUCGGGAGGAAAGAUAUGUAGUAAGACAUACGGCAAGAGUAGAGCCACAGGGCCAGGAAAAUCAGAGCCAAAACAACAACAAUAGGAACUCAUUGAAGGACAAUGUUACUGGUAGCAAUCGUAACUCACUGAAGGAGUCUAUUGGAGGUGGAAAUAGCAACAGAAGUUCUUUAGAUGUCUCAUCAUCCUCAUACAAUACUCUUAUUAUUCAUAACCAGGAUGAUUCAUGGUCUUCAAGACCAACACCUAUUCGGGAGCAUGAAAGAAGUACAAGUGAUGUGAAACAUUCUAAUACACAAUCCUCUCCAUAUCACACACUCAAGAAAUCAGAUGUUAAAAAGCCAAGUGGCAUCCCAUUACCCAAAAUACAUAAGCAGCAAGAAGUGACAGCUAGUGCUAAUUACAUAGAUAUUGGUGGACAGAGGAUAUACACCAGUCCUCCUGAUCAAGGUGUUCAGGAAAUAACCGAAAUCCCUGAUGAUUUCCUAAACCAGUCAUCAGUUUUGAAGCAUCUUGCAAAGGAGGUCGCCCAGUCUCCAACGCCCCGAAACACGACGCCUCCCGCCUCGCCCCACUCCCCUCGUGGACCGACGAAAACUAGAGAAGAAAGAAUAAAAGGCAAGGCUAAAGCGAAAUUAAGCAAGGAAAAGCUGAAUUUGUCGAGGUCACAACCUGACUUGACCAGCGUCGGUGUCCGUGCCGUACCAGGUGGUUCAGAAUCAAGUGGGUGGUGUAGUGGGGGUGAAGGAUCACUGGAAGAAGAUGAUGCAUUUACAGCUGUGCUUGAUGCCCUUGCUGCUGAAAACCAUCAGCUUAAACGACAGUUGGCAGAUGCUUGUGAGAGAGUUGCCAAGACUUCUAAGUUAGAAGAGGAGGUAGAAAAAGUUCGCACUGCACAUGAGGAUUUAGUGGGUUCCUGUGAACGAAGGGAGCGGUUGGAGAGGGCAGCACGUGUGCGGCUUCAAGCUGAUUGCAGACGACUACACGAACUUAAUAGAGCGCUUAAGCAUCAGGUGGAACUGCUGUCGCAAGGAGUGCGCUCAGAUGCUGACGGUAAUAGCGACGCACUCCGGAAGGAGUUACAGAACAGGGAGAUGCUGAUCGCGCAACUCAUUACACAGAAUAAGGAGUUAGCGUGCGCAAAAGAACGACAAGAAAUCGAGAUGGCAGCACAACGCGCCACUUUACAGGAACAACGUACACACAUCGAUAUAUUGGACACAGCACUUACCAAUGCACAAGCCAAUGUCGUGCGCCUCGAGGAAGAGUGUCGCCACGCUAGUGGGUACGUGGAACGUGUGAUGGGACUUCAGCGGGCACUUGCAUCAUUGCAACAGGCGUCAGACAGACGAGAACACACGGAGAGAAAGCUUCGCGCACAAUUGGAAAAGGAACUACAGACACUCAGGAAACGUGAAUGCACCUGUGGAGGUGUGGGAGGUAGAUCAGGAGGUGUUGACGGAGCUGGCGAAGAAGCGGAAUUGCGAAGACAAGUACGUGAGCGGGAUGAGCGGCUCCUAGCUCUCGAGGGCGAGUGCGCUAAAUGGGAGCAGCGGUACCUCGAAGAAGCUGCCCUUCGACAGGCUGCUGUCUCUGCUGCAUCCAUACCGAAAGACGCGAAGAUUGCUGCCCUAGAGAAAACUUCAGCUGAAUCAGAGCGUUUGAUGGCGGAAGUACGGAGUGAGAAGAUACGGCAUAUGGAUGAACUCCACUCGGCUCAGAAGAAGGUGGCUGAUCUUGAAAGCCGGGUGAAAGAGUUGGAAUCAAAAGUUGCGGAACGCGACGCCAUGAUCAAAGUCCUGCAGAAGCAUACUAGUGGUGCUUCACUCCGGAAUAAUUCCAGUCGGGAGGAGCUAGUGGGUCUGUCAUCUGGUGCGUCCUUCUCGAGCACAGAGGGUGUGAGCGGUGUCAGUGGGACCGGAGUGUCUGGUGUCAGCGGCCGCUACAGACACCUCACUCGUCGGAACUACUCCCCGCACAAUGAUAACUCUAGCGGAUGUGGCUUCGACAGCACCUCCUUACGUCUUGAGGAGCAGCUGGCCGCGUUGGAGUCGCGCCUGGAACGGCCUCCAGUGCCCGCCCGAGGUUUGUGCUGUUUCCCUGGCCUGAGCACUGUUGGAGCUAGAGCAGGAAAUGGGCGUGGAGAAGAAGCAUUGCUGCUCGAACGACAGGGUCGUGCCUCGCAGCAGACGCGAUCUUCAAGCCUGCCUCCACCUCCGUCCGCUUUGCCUAGGCCUCCCAGGAAACCCUCAGCACGAACCACUAGAUACGAUCGAUUGGAGCAUAGAGAUGCACGCAAAGACUCAGAUGGGUCGGGCUCAAUUGCAUCAACAGCAUCCCGCAGCUCGCCACUACCGUACGAUGCAGUUCGUAAGCUACCAUCAGUGCCAACAUCCGCAUCCCUCCCGGCUGCUGAAUCUCGGGAGUCACUCGUACGGCCGCGAGACUCCAGCCUCCCUUCGCCCUCAAAAUUGGCAGUCUACGCAGCGGCUAGGCGGCGCUCCGCUGAAUCAGCUAAAGACAACAAAAGAACCCACCAUUACCGUAUUCAGUUCUAA
This is a messenger RNA of Leptosia nina, 2700 nucleotides long. The record is from the annotation of a GenBank genome assembly. Lineage: Eukaryota; Metazoa; Arthropoda; Insecta; Lepidoptera; Pieridae.